Trichechus manatus latirostris (Florida manatee) is the source of this 987-nucleotide messenger RNA. RefSeq names its product Josephin domain containing 2 (gene JOSD2). The record is from RefSeq and is a predicted model, not a curated record. Gene Ontology annotation, biological process: protein deubiquitination. Bases 239 to 805 code for a protein of 188 amino acids. The transcript is spliced from 5 exons. Lineage: Eukaryota; Metazoa; Chordata; Mammalia; Sirenia; Trichechidae. Gene Ontology annotation, molecular function: cysteine-type deubiquitinase activity.
GACAGCAGACUUCCGGUCCACCCCUUCCCGGCGUUCCGUACGCAGCCAGUGCUUCCGCGGGGGCAGCCGGGAGUCGUAGUCCGGCACGUGGGGGCCGCCGGGAGCUGUAGUCCGUUCCGCCUGCCCAGUCAGUGCUGAGUUGCCCGCCCCGAACUCGGCGCCCGGAGCCACCGCCCAGGGGGAUGCGGGAGCCCCUGGCUCGGGGGAGCCGAGAGGCAGGCGGGGAGCCGAGGACGUUAUGUCCCAGGCCCCAGGAGCACGGCCGAGCCCACCCUGUGUGUACCACGAGCGGCAGCGCCUGGAGCUGUGUGCCGUCCACGCCCUCAACAACGUCCUGCAGCAGCAGCUCUUCAGCCAGGAGGCUGCCGAUGAGAUCUGCAAGAGGUUGGCACCAGACUCCCGGCUGAACCCCCAUCGCAGCCUCCUGGGCACCGGCAACUAUGACGUCAAUGUGAUUAUGGCUGCCCUUCAGGGGCUGGGCCUGGCCGCUGUGUGGUGGGACAGAAGGAGGCCCCUGUCCCAGCUGGCCCUGCCUCAGGUGCUGGGGCUGAUUCUGAACCUGCCCUCACCUGUGUCGCUUGGACUGCUGUCCCUGCCACUACGCCGGCGGCACUGGGUGGCCCUGCGCCAAGUGGACGGUGUCUACUACAACCUGGACUCCAAGCUUCGGGCACCUGAGGCCCUCGGGGACGAGGACGGUGUCAGGGCCUUCUUGGCAGCUGCACUGGCUCAGGGCCUGUGUGAGGUGCUGCUGGUGGUGACCAAAGAGGUGGAGGAAAAGGGCUGCUGGCUACAGACAGACUGACCCCACGGAGGAAGACCACAACCACCUCGGGGCUCAUCCGCUGCCUGCCUGGUGUGGUUCAUGUUGGCUGCCUGUGCCGGGGGAGGACCAGGACCCCGCUUCCUGGACCUCAUGGAGGCCAACCCUUUCCCUAUGCCCCUGCCUCCCAAUGCCGCUGCUGCCUCAAUAAACCUGCUGAUUUG